GCCCGCUGCUCCGCCGCCGCCUCCGCCGCAGGGGCGCGGGAGGCGGCCGCCACUGAGGCGCCGCGCCCCCCCCCACCUCCUCCCUUCCCGCCCUCAAGUGCCUUCGUGGCGGCCCGAAGAUGCCCCGCGGCUUCCUGGUGAAGCGGAGCAGGAGGCCCACACCGGUGUCGUACCGGGUGCGCGGCUGUCGCGAGGCGGCCGCCGCCGACCCGCCGCUCCUGGCCCUGCCGCAGCCGCCGCCGCCGCGGCGGGAGUCGCCGCCGCCGCCGGUGCCCUUCGGCACGCCCGAUGCGGCGUGCCAGGCGCUGCGCAGCCCCACGCGGCCCGUCAGCCGGGAGAAGUACCUGGAGCGCGGGUUCAGCCUGGGCUCGCCCAUCUCGGCCGAGUCCUUCCCCGCGCCCGCCGUGCCCAGCACCAUGGACUCGCUGCUCUUCGCCCCCGCCGAGCUCAAGCUCUGGGCCGCCGCCGCCGGGCACGCCGAGCCGCCGCCCGCCGCCGGCCCUGCGCCGCCGCCCCUGCCGCCCGCCGUCCGCCCGCCGCCGCCCGCCAAGCGGCCGCUGGGCCCCGCGGCGGAGCCCAGCAAGCCCAAGGCGCCGGCGGGCAAGAAGGCGAAGGCCAUCCGCAAGCUCACCUUCGAGGACGAGGUCACCACAUCGCCCGUGCUGGGGCUGAAGAUCAAGGAGGGCCCGGUGGAGGCGCCGGCCAAGGCCCGCGGUGGCCCUGGCAGCGGCGGGUGCCGGCCGCUGGGCGAGUUCAUCUGCCAGCUGUGCAAGGAGGAGUACGGCGAUCCCUUCGCGCUGGCGCAGCACAAGUGCUCGCGGAUCGUGCGCGUGGAGUACCGCUGCCCCGAGUGCGACAAGGUCUUCUCCUGCCCCGCCAACCUGGCCUCGCACCGCCGCUGGCACAAGCCGCGCCCGUCGCCCGCCACCAAGGCGGCGCCUGAGCCCGCCAAGGCGGCGGCGGAGCGCGAAGCGGGCAGCGGCAGCGAGCGGGACACGCCGAGCCCCGGCGGCGCCUCGGAGGCCGGCUCCGAGGAGGGGCUCUUCGGCUGCCCGCGCUGCGCCAAGCGAUUCCGCCGCCAGGCCUACCUGCGCAAGCACCUGCUGGGCCACCCGCCGGCGGCCGGCGCGGAGGAGGAGGCGGCGGCGGCGGCGUGCCGCCUGUGCCCGGUGUGCGGCGAGGCCUUCCCCAGCCGCAGCGGGCAAGAGCGGCAUCUGCGCCUGCUGCACGCCGCCCAGGUCUUCCCCUGCAAGCACUGCCCCGCCACCUUCUACAGCUCGCCGGGCCUCACCCGCCACAUCAACAAGUGCCACCCCUCCGAGAACCGGCAGGUCGUCCUGCUCCAGGUGCCCCUGCGGCCCGCCUGCUAGGGCGCCGCCGCCGCUGCCGCCCCCCGGGGCCCCCCCGGCGGCGGCGGGGGGAGGGCGGCGGUGCCGGCGGCGCCCCCGGGCUGGAGGCGCCGCGCCAUUAGCUUUAAUAACGGCUUGCGAACUGCUGGGAUCCGGCUUCACGGCUUUACCCCCUCCCCCGUCCCCGUUUCACCCCUUCCCCCUUUAUUAUAUCGUUUUUUUAACGCGAACAAAUCAAACCGCUUGAAGAGCGACUCUCGUUUAGUCGUAGCCACAAAUGCCUUGAACUCUCGCUAUUCGAUGGUCUCCGGAGGAGAAAAGAUGAUUUUAAGGAGAGGAGAGAAAAAAAAAAUGCUGUAGAAACUGCCUUAACUGUGACAUGCCAACUUCCCCGUGUUCCGUUUCCUCCGUCCCCCCCGAGGUAGCCCCACCGGUUUGACUUUUAUCUGUAUAUGUUGGUUUGAGUAAUUAUGUUUAUUUAUUGGUUAUUUAUUUAUAUUGAUUAUGGAGAUUGAUUGAUUGAUUAUUUGGUCGCGGAUGUUUUAAUGCGCUUUUUGUCGUUUCCCCCCCCCCCGCACUCCCCCGUCCCCGCGCCCUCCUGCCAUUUCACUGUGCAUUUUAGAAGAUCUUUUUCUUUUUUCUAAAGGGAUCUGCUAAAAAAAAAAGGAAAAAAAGGUUUUAACUUUUAUACCUAGAAUAACACACAAUCUUAACCAUUUUAUCCUGCGCAACUGACAGCUCUUACUUUUAGAUGCAAUCUCUUUUUCUACACACAUUAUUUUCUUAACUGUUAGCUAUUUAUAGAGUGCUUCAAUAGAACUGUUUUGACUGUAUAAUUAUUUACUAUUCAAAAUAAAAUAUUUUCAAAUUCA
This is a messenger RNA of Dromaius novaehollandiae (emu), 2221 nucleotides long. RefSeq names its product INSM transcriptional repressor 1 (gene INSM1). The coding region runs from base 120 to 1370 and encodes 416 amino acids. Lineage: Eukaryota; Metazoa; Chordata; Aves; Casuariiformes; Dromaiidae. Gene Ontology annotation, biological process: negative regulation of transcription by RNA polymerase II; neuron differentiation; regulation of cell cycle process. Gene Ontology annotation, molecular function: DNA-binding transcription repressor activity, RNA polymerase II-specific; RNA polymerase II cis-regulatory region sequence-specific DNA binding. The transcript has a single exon. The record is from RefSeq and is a predicted model, not a curated record. Gene Ontology annotation, cellular component: nucleus; transcription repressor complex.